CCCCUACUCUAAUAGAGAGUACCUACUUAUUGUAGAGUCGCAAACUUAUUCCGUCAUUGAAUACGACGCGCUGAGGUGUCCAGAACCAAGACGCACCCAGACUGGUCCCACUUCGCGUCUCUGCAGGGGAUGGCUGGCAUCUCCCGCUGAAUGUCAUCCGCAUGGAAGCACUCUACUUGUUCUGUCUGCGGUCACAAAGAGGCACGAAUCGAUAUAGAAGGGAAACCCCAAGAGCCGGCUUAUAUGUGUACAUGAAUUGCAACAAAACAGCCACCAAAAAUAAUAAUCAAAAAAAUAAUAAUCGCACAGUUCUCUAUGAGAGAGAAAAUACGACUGUCACCGCGACCCAACAUGGCUCACCUCCCGCCAUCAACCGCUAUAUUCUCUCCAUCAAUAGCUCGCAUCGCCGCCUCCACCGCCAAAGAUUGGAGUUACGUUGACAGCUGGCUCGCUUCGAAGUACCAGGGCCGCCCAGUCCCUUCCUUCGAACGCAAUUCCGAGACGCUGAAAGCCCUUCUCGCACUUGCCAACUCAAACGAGAACGCCGACGAGGAGCGCGAGCUAGUCGCCUCGGCCGAGAUUGGCGCCAUUCAUGACCUUGCCGCCACGCAGGACCUGCCCGAAAUCAAUUCAGAACUGCCGGCUUCCGAUGCCGCCCGGGAAAGGAUACUUGGUGCCGUUCAAGAUCACCUUACACGGGAAGGACGCACCGCCCUUAACUCCAUGGCCACGUUAUCGUGUCAGCUCACCGUCGCCUAUCCAGAUGCUGAAGCUCUCGGCCGUUCUAUGAUUGGUCUGCACGCUGAAGCUUCGGACGUGGAACAGACGAGAGUCCGCGUACAUAUUCUUCAGAAAUACAUUGAUCAGGAGUCGGCCGCAGUCGAUGAGCUAUUACGGACCCUGCACAGCGACGAUUACAAGCCUGCCAACGACCUGGCCCGCCAGAAUCUGGAGAUGCAAAGGAGGAUCAAAGCCAUGGCAGCGCGUAUCCCCGAGCUCAGGGACCGCAUUUCUAACCUCAACCACUAUACCGUUGCUUCUCAUCCCACGAUCGAGCAAAUGGCGCAGGAAGAAGCCUGUUACCUCGGCCUCCUGGCUGAAAAGAAGAGCUUGGAUGAAGAUGUCGAUCAAUUCUCCGGCCUCCCCGAUGAUGUGAAGACGGCCAGGGCCGAACUCGAGCAUCUCCGCGCAGAUGUUCUCGCCAUUACACGCCACCGCGACGCCAUCUUUGAGAGUCUUGUUGAGCGUGAAAGCCCUCGCAAGGGCCGUUAAUUAUAACUUUCCUACUGUGAUACGGUCUACAAUAUAGACACGGGCUGAUUUCCAUCUACCUAUGCCGAGGGGUAUUAGAACAAUUUUUCGUUAAAGACACUGAGCCUUCUGCUGUAGAGCAUCAACCGGGCCGCUUUCC
Colletotrichum navitas is the source of this 1411-nucleotide messenger RNA. RefSeq lists its product as uncharacterized. The transcript has 2 exons. NCBI's taxonomy places the organism in Eukaryota, Fungi, Ascomycota, Sordariomycetes, Glomerellales, Glomerellaceae. The record is from RefSeq and is a predicted model, not a curated record. Gene Ontology annotation, cellular component: cytosol; HAUS complex. Gene Ontology annotation, biological process: spindle assembly. The coding region runs from base 316 to 1272 and encodes 318 amino acids.